This is a messenger RNA of Grosmannia clavigera kw1407, 1926 nucleotides long. RefSeq names its product homeobox transcription factor. The record is from RefSeq and is a predicted model, not a curated record. Gene Ontology annotation, cellular component: nucleus. NCBI's taxonomy places the organism in Eukaryota, Fungi, Ascomycota, Sordariomycetes, Ophiostomatales, Ophiostomataceae. Gene Ontology annotation, molecular function: DNA-binding transcription factor activity, RNA polymerase II-specific; transcription cis-regulatory region binding. The coding region runs from base 1 to 1926 and encodes 641 amino acids. The transcript is spliced from 3 exons. Gene Ontology annotation, biological process: regulation of DNA-templated transcription.
AUGCACCGGAAAUGGAGCGCUAGCGAUGCGGCGCUACACUGCACCGCUACAACACGCUUCGCGGGCCAAGGACAAAAGCCAUUCUCGAAGGUGCCUACCUUGCCAAUCCCCAAGCCAGAUAAGACGGCCCGUCUUGACAUUGUCAGCCAAGUUUCUCUCAACGAGAAGGAGGUUCAGAUAUGGUUCCAAAAUCGCAGACAAAACGAUCGCCGGAAAUCACGCCCCCUCUUUCCCCAGGAGAUAGCCGUCUUGCGCCUAGGUGGCUUGCAUGCCUUCUCGUCUGACUCCCCGCCAUCGCUUAUUCGCAGCUCCAUAUCCUACCCUAAUGGUGCUCUCUCCUCAUCCCCACCACACCUAGCUCGCAAUGAACCCUCGACGACGCCGCUUUCCUCUCCUGAACUUGGACCGUGGGAACCAGAGGCACUGGCCCGGAAGCAGGCCGAAGAGCAGCAGCUACUGCAACGACAGGAACGCGAUCAUCCGUUCCAGAGCGCAAGAAACGGUGCACAGACGCCGUCUCUGUCGUUUUCAAGCUCCACAAGCUCAGUCGGAUAUCUGGCCAACCGUUGGAACGCACACAGUUCGUUCUCUACCCCGUCUUCUACCUUCCAUGUCAACGGCUUCGGCAGUAUCGGCCGUGACGGCUGCCAAGACGAUUUGGUCAAGACGGAUCCCUUUGCACCUCUGUCAUCCGCACCUGCUGUGCUCCCACCGCCGCACCAACAGCAUCAGCUGCGACGACCAUCCCAACGACCGUUCCGUAUCUCUCUCUCCCUUGACGGCAAGGCCGAAGUGAUUGCGGGCCUGUCUCCCUCGCCACCGCGGCGACUACCGCCACCUCAGCUCACCGCUGCAAUUCCUUUUGGUAGAAGGAGUGGCAGCAGGAGCAGCACUGGCAGUGACGGCCAUCUACCGUCUCUUCCAGCCAUUCAGCGAGCCGGGCUCAGCCGAAGCCAAUCCGCUAUCAGUCUGGGCAGCGGUCUCACUCUGCCUCCCAUCUCCAGCCUGACCGGCUCGCUAGAGAGCGGCUCUAUCCCUGCACCACCCUCGCAACCAGUGCACCCGCCUAGACUGAUGCGCGGUCGUUCACGCGAUGUGCACGCGUGGGUCUCGGUUUGCAAUGCUGAGAUCCGUAUCGACGACGAGCUGAGUGCCCAGGCACAGCAUGAGAUCAGUGGUUCGGCUAUCGCUGCCAUAAGCCUGCUGCGUUCGACGUCUGCGAACGCUGGUGCGGCUUCGGUCUCAUCCUCGGUGCUCCAGCCCAACUCCAGUAAGCGAAACACGACUGGACGGCCGACAGCGCCGAGACUCGGUGGCAAGCGUCCCAAACUGGUCCGAUCAUCCAGCAGUGUUGCCCGCUUGCAGAGCGUUCCGCCGUCGCAUGGUGCGAAAGUGGGCGAGGAAAACGACGAGGUUUGGGUCGACGACGAGAAGAAGAAGAAGCUGAAGCUGUCCACACUGCUUUCCGGAAACGAUUCUGACAAGGAAAACUGGAGUCCGGAUGAAGAUGGACGUCCUGUGUCGGUGCACUCGCAGCGGCCUAGUGGCACAGGCAACAGCGGGAGACGGCCUCUUCCAUCGGCGCGGACGGCACAGCAACAGCGAGCUAUCGCUGGUCGUGUGCUAAAUUACUGCAACAUCAACAAAAACAGAGACUUUCGGAACAGCUCGAACUUGCUCGCCAAGCGCCAAAAUGGUGGCAAGUCCGGUAGCGGGCUAUCCGGUGGGCUAGACAUCUUUGAGGAUUCGUCUUCUGAAGGUGGUGAUGCCCCAACAAAACGGGCGCCCUUGUCGCGGGCAGCCACCAUCCCGGGUACAGACGACGUGGAGAAAUUCAUGCGCAGUGGUGAGGCCAGCCCAAGCAAGAAGGGUGACCUGGACUGUGUUGCUGGCCUGCUGUCGCUGUCCCAAGGCAUCUGGCGGUGA